This is a messenger RNA of Vigna angularis (adzuki bean), 989 nucleotides long. Its product is annotated as senescence associated gene 20. The transcript has a single exon. Lineage: Eukaryota; Viridiplantae; Streptophyta; Magnoliopsida; Fabales; Fabaceae. Bases 35 to 535 code for a protein of 166 amino acids. The record is from RefSeq and is a predicted model, not a curated record.
AAGAAAAGCAAGCGAGUCUCGAAUUAACCAGAAAAUGAAGCACAUAGCAAGCUCCAUUGAAAUCUCAGAGAUGGAAGCUGAGAGGAACGAAAAGGAGGAAAUGCAGAACAAGGAAACAGUGGAAAGACUCUACAAGGUCCUGUUAGGACAAGGGAAAAUGGACACAGUGGCAAACAUGCUAGCAAGUGACCUUGAGUGGUGGUUCCAUGGCCCCCCACAGUGCCAACACAUGAUGAGGAUCCUCACGGGGGAAACCGCCCUCAACAAUGGCUUCCGCUUCGAGCCCAGAAGCCUCACCGCCAUCGGCGACUGCGUCAUCGCCGAAGGCUGGGAAGGAAAGGCCUACUGGGUUCACGUUUGGACCCUCAAGAACGGCCUCAUCACACAGUUCAGAGAGUACUUUAACACAUGGCUUGUCGUCAGAGACUUGAGGUCUCAAACAUGGCAGAAUAAGCUUCAAAACAUCACAUUGUGGCAAAGCCAACCCCGUGAUCUCUAUCGCCGAUCCUUGCCGGGACUUGUCUUAGCCAUUUAGCUAUAACAGAAACAAAAGCUACCAACAUAUACUUCUAUAGCAGAGAAAAUUUACUGUAUAAACUUAAUCUUCACGUGUGCAUAAUUCAGAUCAAUCUCUACGUGACUUUGUUGAUAUUGAUCAGAACUAUGGAGAUGUGAUGGUGACAGACUAUACAAUGAAUUUUCCGUAAGGUGAAAUUUAUGUGAGGUUUGUUAGUUUUAUUUAAUUAGUUUACUGAAACCUUCAUGAAUUUGAUCAAUAAUGGAAAGUGUGUUGAAAAGGGUAUGUUGCUGGUACUGUGGUAUAGCUCUAAGUGUUGGUCAAAAGUUCAGGAAUGUGAAGUUGUGAGCUAGCUUGGGGUUAUAAUCUUUGUAGGGUUGUGAACUUGUGGUCAACUCGACCACAUUGAGUUUUCGUACAUAUUUGUACUGAUUAAUUGUUCAAUAAAAUGACAGUGAAGUUGAAACUGUAA